GGGGGGGUAGCUGCCUAGCGCUCCUGCCUGCUGUGCUUCCCCUCCGCUCCGCAGGCAACCCGAAAGCCUUUUGCCUCGAUGGUGGCGCCAGAGCAGGGUGUUGCCAGUGAUGCCGGCGAGGGGCUGGCUCACCUCGCUGCGAGCUGCCACUUUGAAUGGGCCCUCACGACACGCGAGCACUGGAUUGCAUCAGGCUCGGCCUGCUCAGACACGGGUGCCAGCCUGCGUGCUGGAGACGAGGGUGCUGGCCCCCGCCUCUCUCCUGGCUGCCGAACGGCUCUCUCAAGACCGGCGUUUCCCAUGACUUAGGGCUGCCUGUUGCUCCCAGAACUGAGGAGGCUGUAGCGGAGCACACGCAGGCACUACUCCAUCACCACGCGAGUCCCUCUCCACGCUCUCGGCGGCGGCGGCGGCGGCGAACAGAACUGAGUUCACCUGAAGGGGGUAUCACCGGAGCCAGCCGAGCCCUACCGAGACUGCUGGACUUUUGGCCAUCUGAGCUUCACCAAGGAGAGGGCAAGAUGUUGGGGGAAAAAAUGACCAGUUUUGGGAAGAAGCUGAUCCGCCGGCGCAUGGUGGACCUGAGCUCCAAUGACACACAUUUUGCUCGCUGCCUCACCACAUUGGACCUUGUAUCCCUUGGUGUGGGCAGCACGCUAGGGGCUGGUGUGUAUGUGCUGGCCGGGGAGGUAGCCAAGGAGAUGGCUGGUCCCUCAAUCAUCCUCUGCUUCCUGGUGGCUGCUUUCUCAUCGGUACUGGCUGGACUCUGCUAUGCAGAGUUUGGGGCCCGUGUCCCCAAGGCCGGCUCUGCCUACCUCUACAGCUACGUUACUGUUGGUGAGAUCUGGGCUUUUAUAGCCGGCUGGAACCUCAUUCUCUCCUAUGUCAUAGGUACGGCCAGUGUGGCUCGAGCCUGGAGUGCAGCAUUUGACAACAUCAUCGGCAACCACAUCUCCACCUUCUUCGCCAACAAGACCACAAUGCACCUGCCAGGAGUGCUGGCUGAGCGUCCAGACUUCUUUGCUGUAAUCCUGAUUUUGCUGCUUACUUUACUGCUGGCCUUUGGUGUCAGCGAAUCUGCCCUCGUGAACAAAAUCUUCACGGCGGUGAACCUGUUGGUGCUGAGCUUUGUCAUCAUUGCUGGCUUCAUCAAGGGAGACAUCAAGAACUGGCAGCUUUCAGAGAACUGUGUCAACUGCUCGCAGUCAGACUCACCAGAUGACAUGAAAAAAGCUUUUGGCUCUGGUGGGUUUUUCCCCUUUGGACUGGAAGGGACCCUGACUGGUGCUGCCACCUGUUUCUAUGCCUUCGUGGGCUUUGACUGCAUUGCCACCACAGGGGAGGAAGCCAGGAACCCACAGCGCUCGAUCCCCAUUGGCAUCAUUGCGUCCCUCUUCAUCUGCUUUGUGUUUUAUUGCGGGGUCUCUGCAUCCCUGACUCUCAUGGUGCCCUACUUCCUCCUGGACAAGAACAGCCCUCUGCCUGAGGCCUUCAAGGCGGUAGGCUGGGAGCCUGCCCGCUACGCCGUUGCUGUUGGGUCACUCUGUGCCCUCUCCACCAGCUUGCUGGGCUCCAUGUUUCCCAUGCCCCGAGUGAUCCAUGCCAUGGCAGAGGACGGGCUGCUCUUCAGGUUCCUCUCCCAGAUCCACGGUCGCACAAAGACCCCUCUGAUAGCCACCAUCAUCUCAGGGUUCUUUGCAGCGGUGUUGGCCUUCCUGCUUGACCUGAAGGACCUGGUGGACCUCAUGUCGAUCGGCACACUGCUGGCCUACUCCCUGGUGGCGGUGUGCGUGCUCAUCCUCCGGUACCAGCCCAGACAGCCGAACUCCCCGCAGGCCAUGGAAAUGCUGGAGCUGAAUGGGAACGAGGAGGAGAGAGUGAUCAUGAACCCGACCAUCACUGCUGCCAGUGCCCAGCACAAAGAGACGUUUUCCCUGGCGAUGCUGUUCAACCCACCUGGGGACACCCCCACUGUGCUCUCAGGGCGCAUUGUUUAUUUCUGUGUGGCAGUCAUUGCCGCACUGAUCACAGUCAUCUGCGUGGUCCUGACCCUCAGUACGGCCGCGCUGAAGGAUGCCAACGUGGGCUGUGUUGUGGCUCUGGUGCUGCUCCUCGUGGCUCUGCUCAUUCUCACCGUCAUCAUUUGGAGGCAGCCGCAGAGCAACGCCCGGUUAAACUUCAAAGUACCUUUCCUACCACUCCUGCCAAUCUUCAGCAUCUUUAUUAACAUCCUGCUGAUGGUACAGCUGAGUUCCGGCACCUGGGCGCGGUUUGCCGUCUGUACGGUUGGGGGUUUUGUUAUUUACUUCACCUACGGGAUUUGGAACAGUGUGGAAGGGAAAAACGCAGAAGGAGCCUGUGCCGCAGUAGAAAAGCCUCUGCAGCAGCCUGGACUGGACCUCAGCCCUGGGGCUGCUGCAGUCUGAGGGGCUGAGCACCAGCACUCCAUGGACGUCUUUGCCACUUCUGUUCAAGAUCAUGAUCCACAGAGUACAUGCAUCCCCUCUCCUGUAGAGACUGAGUCCCACAGUGAAGUACUAAGGCCUGAACAACAGGCCCUGAGCCAAAGCUGACCUAGGAUGAACAUUGCGACCAAAUGUAUGUUUCUACUCGUUAACGAGGUAUUGUUAUAUAUGUCUAUUUAUUGGCAAAAUGUGUUCACCUUUCCGUAUCUAGAAACAGGAUAAGGCCACAUCUGGCCUAAUUAGGGGAGUGUAGGAUCAAGGACAACUCCCUUGGAUCUUCCUUGAGCCCUGGCCAGGCUUUGGGAGAAGUCUAGCAGGAAAAUGAAAUUAGAAAUUAUGUCAGCUUGUUUGUUGAGCAGUGUAAAAACUGGGCCCCUGUCAGAGCAAAGUGGGGGAGCCUCGUGGCUGCAAAGGGGGAGGCACUGCAGGAGUUCCCAGUUCCGGGCAUGGUUCUCCAGUCCUUGGCUGGGACAGCUUCCCCCCACAGCUGAUGCCUCUCGCACUUGGAUGAUUUAUUUUAUUGGGGUAAGUGGUGAUGUAUCUUUCUUAAUCACUGUGGGCAUUCUCUCCUAGUAAUGAUUAGCAUUGCUCAGCUUAUCUCUUUGUAACUCUUUGCUAAUGGUUAGGUGCAUUGCUUAGCUUAUCCUUUCGUGAUUCUUUGCAGUUUUACAUCAUAGUAAAUGCCACUGUUCCGUAAGUUGGUGUCUGUGUCUCUGACCCUAGCCACCAGCAAAACAAAAUUGGCAUUAUCAGCUGGGUCAGAACAAACUGUUGCUUUUUAAAUCUAAAUGUAAGAAAUCAGUCCUGUCCAAAAUUCCCAGAUGGGAAGGCCUUCCUUAUAGUUCACUGGCCCUCAAGUGGGCUAAGGUUGGAGGACCAUGUGAGCAAUGGGGAAGUCAAUUAAAAGAAGCUGAACUGCUGGAUGUAUUGAAAUGCAUCCAAAAAUCACAUACUGAGAAAGGAAAAGAACUUGUGGGUUUGGAAAGGCCAGGAUGGAUUUUGUUAACAGUAUUUCAAACAAAACACCAACAAAAGGAGCAGUUGUUGAAAUGCACUAACAUGGUGACAGAUGUGUGAGUUGCAGAAUCAAAUUGUAAUGCUAAAGCGCCAAAAUAAGCCGCUUGCUGAUAAGUUGGACAGUUACCAGACUGUAGCCGUGAAGGCUGCAGUUAGAGUAGCUCAGUAUAAGGAAAGGAGGGGGGCAAGCAAAUCACAAGGAAAUGCAUGGAGUGAUUGCAGAGGCAGGUGGAUCCCAAUAAAUGGAAUGGAGAUAGUUGGGAUUCUGUGGAUUCUGAUGAGAUUGGUUCCCCAGAUGAAUUUGUAGAUGUGAGACCAGCAUGGAGACGAAAGGUGGAAUUAGAUGCUAAUGGUCAGCAGGUCAGGAGGGAUACUCAUAAAAGAUUAUACUCAGCAUGAAGUAAAUGAAAUAUUUGAACAGUUUAAGCAAAGAUAUGGGGAACCCCUCUUGGAUGGUGUGCUUGCAUGACCAGGGAGCAUCAGGGAUAACCCUAGACUCAGGGGGCUCUAAGCAGCUUUUAGUUUUGAGCUUGGAUUCUUUUGUGCAGGAUGCAUUUCGGAAUAAAAUUCACGAGAGUAAAUACCCUACAGAAAAGGAUUGGCCAGGAUCUGAAAGUCAGAGGUAAACUUUGCAAUAUUGUGUACAAUGAGGUGCAUGAGAACCUCUUGGGAUUUUUUUAUUUGUAGAUAACGUUACUGAAAAUGUAAGUAGUCACUCCAAUACUUGUGCCUGUAACUUUAUUACAAUAACAGGAUUUUAGUUAUUUAUUUUUAGUUUAUAUUUUUUAAAUGAAGUUUUUUAGUUUUUUACCUCCUGUUAUAUCCUGUCAAUUUUUGGAAUCUAACUCUACCCUGAUUCAAGACUUGCAGCCUACUCCCAUUGCUAUGAACUGGUAAAGGAGCUGUUACAGCACACGGACCUGAGGCACUUGCUGAAACAAGCACAAGAGAAUGGACAAAAGACUUUGAUUGUCCAUCAUGGCAUGGCAGAAAUACAUCGUGUGAUGGAGCAGGCGAAGAAAGGCAGAGGACACUGAUGGUGGGACAGUCUCUCUGGAUGGGUGCCUACAGCUACUGGAAUUCUCAACCAAGUGCUUCACUCUGUUGUCAUUUUAUUGAUGCUAAUCCUUUUGAUUUUUGUUCUAAUAAUUGCAUUGUAUGUUAAGGUGUGGGUGAUUAUGAAACAAUUAGCUUACCAACUACCUCCACUGAUAGUAGACAAUCCAUGUGGUGCCAAAGCAUGAAAUAUUCUCAAGCUCUGUUCGGAUAUUGUGAAGCUUGAGUGACUAUAGUCACAGGGUGUAUUAUGUGGGAAAAUGACUGGGAACUCUGUGGACAGGGAACUGGGGGGUACAGUUAGAGGAAACUGAGGAGUUAUAACAGUAUGGAAAUUAUAGGGUAUGUAUUACACUGUUCCUUAAGUUGGUGUCUGUGUCUCUGACCCUACCCACUGGCAAAACGGGACUACAGAGCUGGCUUCCCUUCCCCUCACACGGAAGUCCCCUGGCUGGCUGGGAGCACUGGUGGCCCAGGGUUGAUCUCUGCCCUCCUCCAGUCCUGCAGAGGUGCAGUGACACCAGCACAGCCCUCCCACCAUGAAAGUUGCUUUUCCUGUGCACAGGAGGCCCCAAGUGAUGGUGCAGCUGUACUCCUUCCAUCUGUCAUGUGGCUGUGUUCACCACCUCCUCCCUGCUUUCCAGGUGUCAGACAGGUACAUGGCAGCCAUGGCUGGAGCUCUGCAGGAGGGCUCAGUAUGACUUGUUCUGGUAUUCGUGGCACUGCCAGCAGACUGGUGCUGCCCUGACCAUGCUGUUUGGUGUAAACAUCUUGCUCAAGUGUCUCUGAGAUGUCCUCAGUGUUGCUAUACUUGUGUCCAACCUCAUCUGCCUUUCUAUAAUUUUAAAGCCAGUUUUUAAAUCUAUUAAAUUAAAGGGUUUUUUAAGUGCUUUUUUC
This is a messenger RNA of Corvus hawaiiensis (hawaiian crow), 5435 nucleotides long. RefSeq names its product solute carrier family 7 member 3 (gene SLC7A3). Gene Ontology annotation, molecular function: amino acid transmembrane transporter activity. Gene Ontology annotation, biological process: amino acid transport; transmembrane transport. Bases 156 to 2426 code for a protein of 756 amino acids. NCBI's taxonomy places the organism in Eukaryota, Metazoa, Chordata, Aves, Passeriformes, Corvidae. Gene Ontology annotation, cellular component: plasma membrane. The record is from RefSeq and is a predicted model, not a curated record. The transcript has 13 exons.